This is a messenger RNA of Rana temporaria (common frog), 1088 nucleotides long. Its product is annotated as protein CutA homolog. The record is from RefSeq and is a predicted model, not a curated record. The transcript has 6 exons. Gene Ontology annotation, molecular function: copper ion binding. Gene Ontology annotation, biological process: response to metal ion. NCBI's taxonomy places the organism in Eukaryota, Metazoa, Chordata, Amphibia, Anura, Ranidae. Bases 123 to 593 code for a protein of 156 amino acids.
GCAUAUUUCACAGGCACAGACCCAGCUUAUGCUCAGGCUGGCACACAGAACUCACCUCCCUCCUCCUCUUUCCCACCACCAUCCUGGGUCAUGAGGGAACUCGUGGCAGGAGACGGUAAAGAAUGAUGGGGUGCUGGUCACCUCCCCAGAACUGGCAUCGCCCAGGCUGGAUGAUUGUGCUGCUGCUAAUGACUACUUCAUGUUUACUGUUCCCUGUAUUUAAGAGCAUUUUGUGCCACAUUCAUGCUGCGGUCACAGGAGGAUACAUCUCUGGGUCUCACUCCCUGGCUUUCAUCAAUUGUCCAAAUGACCAGGUCGCUAAAGAUAUUGCCAGGGGCAUUCUGGAGAAGAAACUGGCAGCCAGUGUGAAUAUUAUGCCAAAAAGCUCAUCGCUGUACAUCUGGAAAGGAGAAAUAGAAGAGUCUACUGAGGUACUUUUAAUAAUGAAAACCAGGACAGCAAAGAUAAACGAAUUAUCAGGAUAUAUCCGAUAUGUUCAUCCCUUUGAAACACCAGAUAUCCUGACAGUGCCAAUUGGUGAUGGAAACCCAGAUUAUUUCAGAUGGAUUGAAGACGUCAUGUCAGAGAAAUGAUCAUGGAUUGCGUGUCAGGACAUUCAUAACGGCUUCCUCAAGAAGUAUUAUGACUUUUCAGUUUGUAAUAUCUGAGUAAACGUCAGUAUUGUUAGCUACAGUUAAAUGUCAGAUCUGGAUGUCCUCAGGCAAUUCAAUGAAUAAUUAAUACCAAAAAGAUACUCCAGAUAUUCAGAAAAGAGGACAACCUAUACAGCUGGGACCAGGUCAAGUUGAUCAAUGUGGGCAAGAAGAGAAAGUGAUUCAGUAAAACAAGAUGCCGUUUGAGUACUCAGAAAAUUCAGGACAAAAUUGAAUGAAUGCAAGAAAAAAUAAAUAAAUAAUAACUUGGAUACAGUACAAAAGCUUACAAUAGACGUCUGAAAAGACAAAGAACAAGCAGACUAAAACAAAGCACGUAACCAGGAUGGGAUCCCUAAACAUGGUUGGUAAAGGUAUUUACACAUUUUGCACUUGUGCCUUAUACCACAUGGCAAUAAAAUAAUUUAAAAAAUA